Brienomyrus brachyistius is the source of this 608-nucleotide messenger RNA. RefSeq names its product protein mago nashi homolog. The transcript is spliced from 5 exons. The coding region runs from base 70 to 510 and encodes 146 amino acids. Gene Ontology annotation, cellular component: exon-exon junction complex; catalytic step 2 spliceosome; nucleus. NCBI's taxonomy places the organism in Eukaryota, Metazoa, Chordata, Actinopteri, Osteoglossiformes, Mormyridae. The record is from RefSeq and is a predicted model, not a curated record. Gene Ontology annotation, biological process: RNA splicing.
CGCACAUGCGUACGAGGGUCGCGGCGUGUGUAUAGUCCCGGGCAAGACGAAAUCACCCGGCUCGCAGCAAUGGCUAGUGACUUUUACUUACGCUAUUAUGUAGGACAUAAAGGAAAAUUCGGUCACGAGUUUCUGGAGUUUGAGUUCCGACCGGAUGGGAAGCUGAGAUACGCCAACAACAGUAACUACAAGAAUGACGUGAUGAUCAGAAAAGAGGCGUACGUGCACAAAAGCGUGAUGGAGGAGUUGAAGAGGAUUAUUGACGACAGUGAAGUAACAAAGGAAGAUGAUGCUCUCUGGCCACCACCAGACAGAGUAGGAAGACAGGAGCUGGAGAUCGUCAUUGGAGAUGAACACAUCUCAUUCACAACCUCAAAGAUUGGAUCCCUGAUUGAUGUUAACCAGUCGAAGGAUCCAGAAGGCCUCCGUGUUUUUUACUACCUGGUUCAAGACCUGAAGUGCCUGGUUUUCAGUCUCAUCGGUUUACACUUCAAGAUCAAGCCCAUUUAAGUUUAAAUAUUGUUAUCAGGUGCAAGUUAAUUUUUUCAUUUGAUCACUUUUCAACAUUUUUAUAUAUUUUUUGUUUUAAAUAAAAUACUGAAAUGAAA